Molecule: messenger RNA, 772 nt
Organism: Caenorhabditis elegans
Lineage: Eukaryota; Metazoa; Nematoda; Chromadorea; Rhabditida; Rhabditidae
Gene: idpc-4
Product: Intrinsically Disordered Protein, class C
Exons: 2
Coding region: 40-699 (219 amino acids)
Source: RefSeq, marked reviewed
AUCAUCACUCGAUCCUCUUUUAUUACUACUCAACUCAAUAUGAACACUGUCAUCUCCCUUCUCUUCGCCGGAUUGGCUCUUUCGUCGGCUCAGGUCGCAAUCAACGGACCAUUCUUGGGACGUUACUACGUGGCUGCCAAGCCAGUGUUGGCUCCAGGAGUUGCACCACUUGCCGCUCCAGUUCUCGCUGCUGCUCCACCAGUCUUCGCUGCCCCAGCUCCACUUAUGGCUCCACCAGCACCAGUUCUCGCUUCUUCUCCAGCAUUCGCUGCCCCAGCUCCAGUCUUCGCCGCUCCACCAGCACCAGUCUUUGCUGCCCCACCAGCACCACUCUUGGCUCCACCAGCACCAGUCAUGGCUGCUCCAGCUCCACUUUUGGCUCCACCAGUCCCACCAGUUGCUCCAAUCGUCCCAGCCUUUGCCCCAAGACCAGUCCUUGCUGCCCCAGCAUUCGCUCCAGCUCUUGCCCCAGCCCCAGCUUUUGCUCCAGCUUUCGCUCCAGCAUUCGCCCCAGCUCCAGCAUUUGCUCCAGCCUUCGCCCCAGCUCCAGUCCUUGCUCCAAGACCAGUCCUCGCUGCUCCAGCUUUUGCUCCAGCCGUCCCAGCCUUCGCCCCAGCUCCACUUGUCCCAGCCUAUGCUCCAUUUGCUCGCUCCGCAUUCCUCAUCGGAGGAAACAAGUCCAAGAAGGUGUCCGUGUAAGAAGUGUUCAUCAUUAUUCGAUUAUUGUUUGUAUAUACCGACCUCCUUUUAAUAAACAUUAUUUAAUUUUCUU